AUGGCUAGUCAAGUGCUGCCAGAACACUGGUCCGAGCUGAACGCAGCUCGCAGCCAACGGAAAUUCUGCGUGGCAGAUGUGGACAAGCUCAAGAGCUCAUGCGCCCGAGACUGCGGCAAAAAACAUGUGACUGAGUGUAAGGCCUGCUAUGGUAGAGUUCUCGACCGCAUGAGAAAAAGAUACAGUGAAAGCAAGGAGAAGGAAUGGUUUUCUCAACGACGGGCGUUUCUACAAGAGCUCGAUGAUCUCUUCGCGGACGCCAAAGACAACAACGGGAGCCUCCAGGCCAUCGAGGCGCACAUUGAAUCCGAGAAAGAGGCUUGGUACCGCUGGGUUCUGAGGCGUCAUCCUGACUUCCUUGAAGUUGCCGAACAUGAUGCGCCAAUCGAAGAAAUGAGGGGAAUGCUCGGCGACCCGGACCGCAGCCGCGAGGAGCUCGUCGCCAUGAUGUGGCAAGGUGUUGGCAUGCCAGAUGAUUGGUCAGAAAAGGUUGAAGAAUUUGUCGAAAAGGUGCUAGCGCUUAAAGAUAAGCCCGAGGAGCUCAAAAAGCUAUAUAUCGCGGAAAUUUUCAAGAGCCCGGACGGCGAAAGAGUUCUCGAGCACGCUCAGCCAUAUUUGGAUGAAUAUCAAGCCUCUGACAGCUUGACACUAGAGCAAGUAAUUGGCCACAUUGUUGAAGAUCAUCACCGCAGCAGGAGCUCGCAACCCCAGAGAGAUACGCAUGCCAGUCGUCUGAACGAACUGCGCAGAGCAAAGACGGCCUUUGAGCGGAAGAGGAAGGAGUCUAAGGCGCUUCUCCGCGAAGCUCAGGCUAAGUCGGUUCUCUACGACCUACCACCGUGCGCAGCAUGUCAACGCGCAGUUUCAUCAGAAGAUAUUUUCUCCUGCUCUCUUUGCCAGGCUAUCGUGCAAAUGGGCGGCGGUGGCCAACUUACAGUCUACUGUUCAGAAAAUUGUCUUGAAAAAGGACAGCAAGAACACGUGGGGAAACAGCACGACUGCAACGCUGGCGAGAAGUGUAUCCAGCUCACAGACGAGGACACGGAGAUGACCGACGACACGACACAAGCCAUGCUGUGCAAGCAGUGCAUUGAAGGCAAUCGUGCUACGGUAUACUGCUCGCAACGAUGCGCCUCCGAAAGGCUCGCCGCACAUAUGCAGGAAGUGCACGGCAAUGCUACAGUGGCGGGCGCUACAUCAGCUGCCGUAGCCAUAUCGGAGAUCGUUGAGCUAACCUUGGCAAGGGAAAAUCCCACGCUUAAGAUUGAGCGAGUUCAAUGA
Cordyceps fumosorosea ARSEF 2679 is the source of this 1281-nucleotide messenger RNA. RefSeq names its product Zinc finger, MYND-type. NCBI's taxonomy places the organism in Eukaryota, Fungi, Ascomycota, Sordariomycetes, Hypocreales, Cordycipitaceae. The record is from RefSeq and is a predicted model, not a curated record. The transcript has 2 exons. The coding region runs from base 1 to 1281 and encodes 426 amino acids.